AUGGCAUCAUCGAAUGCCCCCGAGACCAUCGUGGUUGAUGGCAAGAGAUAUAGACACGUCCGCGAAGGUCUAGCUUCAGUACUUGCUCCAUAUUCCGGGGAACCUCCAACGUCGACCAAAUCCUCCAAAAACAACGACGAAGGAGAUCAGGCAGUUUUCUACAAUCCUAUUCAGCAAUUCAAUCGAGACCUGAGUGUCCUGGCAAUCAGCGUCUACGGCGAAGCUGCUCUGCUGGAGAAGCUAGGCCGGGUUGUUCACAAGAAUCGAAACGCGAAAAGGAGGAAGGGCGGAAAAGGGUCGAACGCCCCGCCUGCAGCUCAACUCGAAAACAGCGCCAACAAUGAAGCAGAGCAACCGAACACUCGGAAGCGUAAAGCCGACCACCUAGAAGAUGUAGUCGACCAUGAGAGUACGGAAGAGCCGACAAAGAAACUCAAACCUAAUGAACAUGACGAAGACAACGGCGAACCCCUUCUUGCUGAGUUGACUGCUGAUGCUGCUGCUCCGGUCAAUGACACCGUGGGAGAGGGACUGCAACCAGAACCUGUCGCAAAUCCAGGCGCCACCGAUCCUGAGGUAAAGCCACCUGCAAUCCCAAAGAAACAGCUUCCUUUCGCCAUUCUGGACGCUUUGUCUGCAACGGGCCUCCGAGCGUUACGCUAUGCCAAGGAAAUAUCAUUUGCUACCAAUAUUGUCGCAAAUGAUCUCUCCUCGGCAUCGGUCGAAACCAUCAAACUCAACAUCAAGCACAACGACGUCGGAGACAAGGUUCGGCCCAACCUCGGUGAUGCUCGAGCUUUCAUGUAUUCCAAGGUUGGAAACGAGCACCCCAGACCCGCAGAAGGAUAUGUACAUCGUUUCGAUGUGAUUGACAUUGACCCUUAUGGAACAGCGGCUCCUUUCUUUGACUGCAGCCUACAGGCAAUCCAGGAUGGCGGGAUGCUGUGUAUCACCUGCACAGACGCUGGUGUCUUUGCAUCCACAGGGUAUCCCGAAAAGACUUUUGCACUCUAUGGGGGAAUUCCUGUCAAAGGGCCACACUCGCACGAAGGUGGCUUGAGGUUGAUCCUCAAUGGAAUCGCCAUAUCUGCUGCGAAAUACGGCCUUGCGAUCGAGCCUCUUUUGUCGCUUUACAUCGACUACUAUGCCCGACUCUUCAUUCGGAUCCACCGAAAGCAGCAAGAAGUCAAGCUGCUGGCCGGUACAUCCAUGAUAGUGUAUAACUGCGGCCACGGGUGUGGAGCUUGGGUCACACAGCCUUUGCUUCGGAACAAGCCACAAACAUCUAAAUCUGGAGACACAUUCUACAAGUUCUCAUUCGCCCAGGCACCGUCCACCAAUCGGAAUUGUGAACAUUGUGGUUCACCGAUGCACCUCUGUGGUCCGAUGUGGUCAGGUCCCCUACACAAUCCGCAAUUUGUUGAGAAAAUGCUCAAGAAGGCUCGAACUCUGGAUAAGGACACAUAUGUCACUGUCGAUCGAAUCGAGGGGAUGCUUACUUUGGCCUUGGAGGAGGAUCUCACGCCUACCAACUCAAACCCAGGCGGUACAGAGGACACCGUAGCGGAGGACGGAGCUACGCACGACUCGAAGCUAAUCCCGCGACUUGCGACUGACAAACCAGACGUUGCUCCUUUUUUCAUCAUGCCUACUUAUUUGGCAAAGAUAAUCCAUUGCGCCACACCUUCUGAAGACGCAAUGAGAGGUGCCCUGCUUGGUCUGGGCUACAAAGUCUCCAGGUCUCACUGCAAGCCUGGCAGUAUCAAAACGAACGCCCCAUGGUCCGUGCUGUGGGAAGUAAUACGAGAAUUCAUGCGGACAAAAGCGCCUAUCAAGGAUGGAGCCGUGAGGAAGGGCACUGCAGGGUAUCAGAUUCUGUCGAGGGUCCGAGGGACGGAGCGGGCUCUUGUGUCAGAGUUGAGGGACACGACGCGGGAACAGCUUGGGAGAUGUGAGACCAAGGACGACCUGAAAACUGUGCUACAAGGGAUACUGUAUCGAUUAGAGAACGAAAAAUCGCCUCUCCCCGCAGAGACGGGUGAAUCGUCUGAGCCGAAGAAUGGUGGCGGAGAGGCAGCGCCUCAAUCUGAGGAGCCUCCCAACGGUCAUCGGUCAAGAUCCACGAGUCCUUCGGUUCCACCACCGAACAGGCUCAAAAUCACAUUUGACGAGAAGUUGGGUAAAGAGAAGCCUCGUGGCAAGUUAUUGAGGUACCAGAUGAAUCCGAGGGAGAACUGGGGUCCGAUGAGCCGGGCUGGGAGGACUUCAUGA
Fonsecaea nubica is the source of this 2271-nucleotide messenger RNA. RefSeq lists its product as hypothetical. Gene Ontology annotation, cellular component: nucleus. The coding region runs from base 1 to 2271 and encodes 756 amino acids. The record is from RefSeq and is a predicted model, not a curated record. The transcript has a single exon. Gene Ontology annotation, biological process: tRNA N2-guanine methylation. Gene Ontology annotation, molecular function: RNA binding. NCBI's taxonomy places the organism in Eukaryota, Fungi, Ascomycota, Eurotiomycetes, Chaetothyriales, Herpotrichiellaceae.